CUGUUCACCCGUAUCAACACAUGCAGACACAUGUGUGACUCUUGUUUACGUCCUGGUACUGAAAGCCCUGAAAGCAACAAUUUCCCAGCACAUAAAACAAUAAAAUAGGCAAUAACACUGGCAAUGCAGAAUAUAGAUGUGAGUAUUUCAGUGCCGUUCCCAACUCCCAGAGAUGCGGAAGUUGUUUACGAAGUGUUAAAUGUUGACAGUGAGCCGAGAAGGAGUGGAGUUCGAAGGGUGCUGGAUAUUGAUGGCAACGUUUUAAAUGUACAAUUUACUGGGGAAGAGGCACGAAAAGUCAGAGUAGCUCUAACGUCUUUCUUCGACAAUCUGACCCUGGUAACUCAAACAUUGAUGGAAUUUGGACCUCCCGAGGCUCUUUACAGUCACUACGACUGACAAAGGAUAUCUGU
Molecule: messenger RNA, 413 nt
Organism: Diachasmimorpha longicaudata
Lineage: Eukaryota; Metazoa; Arthropoda; Insecta; Hymenoptera; Braconidae
Gene: Tcs6
Product: Threonyl-carbamoyl synthesis 6
Exons: 3
Coding region: 124-399 (91 amino acids)
Cellular component (GO): EKC/KEOPS complex
Source: RefSeq, a predicted model, not a curated record